GCGUAAUAGUAUCGGUGUACAUUGUACGAGGCUGGAAAGUGCGCCUCGUGUUGAGGUGCGCCACCGUAAAGACUGUCUCUUGGCGUUGAUGAAUUCUUGGCGCACAAUCGUUCCCGCCUGCACCAUCCAAGUCGGCGCCUGAUGACUUUUCAGAUUGCCAGCUUUGGAACAACCACCUCGACAACCACCGACUCGGCACAAAUACGACAAUGGGCGUCCCAACAGUUAAGCCGAAAGGCUCGAAGAAGCCGAGCGCCAAAGCCAACCAGGCCGCCAAAGCCACUCUGAAAGGCAUCCAUUCCGACAAGGCCCGCAAGAUCCGCAAGUCGACGACCUUCCACAGACCCAAGACGCUCGUUCUCUCCCGGUCGCCAAAGUACCCGCGCAAGUCGAUUCCCCAUGUGCCCCGACUGGACGAACAUAAAGUCAUCAUCCACCCUUUGAACACCGAGAGCGCAAUGAAGAAGAUUGAGGAGCACAACACCUUGGUCUUCAUCGUCGACACCAAGGCCAACAAGCGACAGAUCAAGGACGCCCUGAAGAAGCUGUACGACGUGGACACUGUCAAGAUCAACACCCUCAUCAGACCAGAUGGCAAGAAGAAGGCUUUUGCCAGAUUAACCACGGAUGUGGAUGCUCUCGAUAUCGCCGCCACGAAAUUGUCCAUUGUGUAGAGGGCCGGAUUUGUUGUACGAGGAUGGGAGAUUCUCACCGGAUGCAGAGGCUGAGCGCCCAGUGACAGCGAUUCUCAAGGGCAACAUCUGCAUAGGGGAUACGGUUGAGCGUGGAAUGGACUUUGAGGAUCCACGAUUAGAGGAUUGAGCUAUUACCAAAACCCAAGCGUGCUUAUGAAGAAAAAGUCCAGAAACCAUUUUUGAGAGCAGGAAUUCUUUUUUUGGUCUUCCGGCAACGCCCUCGGAGGACGUGUCUGCCACCUCUAUCCCGAUGUGAUGUUACAUAUGCGAAGCGAUCUGCCGGACAAUGCAAUCCUCCUUCCGAGUAUUUCCCCCGGACUGUCCUAUUGCGGCAGAACCCCAACCACGAUUACAUCAAAUCUUGUAGUUGUACAAAAGUUUCGCAUUUUCAAAAACUCGUCGUGCCUUAUGCCAUCAUUGUCCCGCACGGAUGGCAUCCAGGUGUUUCAAAAUCGUCACAUUCGUAUCCAUGAAUCUUUCCACACAGUUGGACAUGCACGUCUCUUCCUUGGGGGCCAACUUGCCCCCAGAUAUCGAGCCGGUGAUGCAUUUCUUGAAGCACAUUUCCGUCAUUUCGUGAAUGUCUAUAACAUGGGAGCAAGGAACCCGUUAGCUUAAAUGUGUCAUAGACGCCGCCCAAUCCACCGUGAAGAUGGAUCACAUGUAUGCCCACAGGUUCAACUUACUCUUCUGGAUCUGCGCUCUUUGCAUCUGAACCUGGACGAAGGUCUGGAGCUGCGACUGCUCGGCAGGGGUCAGGCGCGCGAUGUCCUGCUGGGUGAUGUUGAGUUCAACGUCGUCCAUUUUGAUAUUGUUUUAUUUUUUGACCAAGAAAGCGAAGCUGAAGAGGCAAC
This is a messenger RNA of Exophiala dermatitidis NIH/UT8656, 1549 nucleotides long. RefSeq names its product 50S ribosomal protein L23Ae. The record is from RefSeq and is a predicted model, not a curated record. The transcript is spliced from 3 exons. Bases 210 to 674 code for a protein of 154 amino acids. Gene Ontology annotation, cellular component: ribosome; cytosolic large ribosomal subunit. Gene Ontology annotation, molecular function: structural constituent of ribosome. Lineage: Eukaryota; Fungi; Ascomycota; Eurotiomycetes; Chaetothyriales; Herpotrichiellaceae. Gene Ontology annotation, biological process: ribosomal large subunit assembly; translation.